GAAAGGUAUAUAGGUAGCGCUCAUUUUUGGCCGCCUACAUGCUUCUCUGCGUUUUAAUAAGACAGAUACGUGCGAUAAGUAUUUUGAUCACUGGCAUAAGUAGAGGAAGCAGUUAACAGGCAACCACCAACAUCUUCUGGCAGCAGAGCAAUGUGUAUAAAAUGAUUAUCGUCCUGAAGGUUUUGGGGGAACCUAAAAAAGUUUGAGCAAACAUCAAGCUAGGUUGGAGUCGUAUGACUGUAAGGAACAAGAAUGAAACACAUCCCCUUUAUACCUCUAGGAAACAACAUGUUGCUGAAAGCCCUUCUUAUCAUGCUGCUGUUGGAAACAAAUUUUGUUGACUGCAAAGAACACAAAGGGCACAUAUCGGUUAUUCUUGUAGGGGCCACUGGAGACCUAGCAAAGAAGUACUUGUGGCAAGGACUCUUCCAUCUCUACCUGAAUGAAGCUGAUAGAGGGCACAGCUUUAUUUUUUAUGGAGGUGCUCUUUCACCCCCAGAAAAAGGGGAGAGUAUAAUGUUUGAUGUUCUGAAGUCUCUUAGCUGUCCUGUAGAUGUCACACCAGACAGAUGUGCUUUGCUGAAAGACCAGUUUCUCAGGCUCAGUCGUUACAGACAAUUGAAAGUUGCUGAGAAUUAUACAGCACUGAACCAGGACAUCCAGAAUACAAUGUCAGAAGAAGGACUACAUGAAGCUGGAAGGUUAUUCUAUUUGUCUGUGCCACCAUUUACCUACACUGAUAUUGCUCGCAACAUAAAUGCCACUUGCCGACCACUGCCUGGUGCUUGGCUGCGUGUUGUGUUAGAGAAGCCAUUUGGACAUGAUUACGCAUCUGCACAACAACUAGCCAGUGACCUACAGAUGUUCUUCAAAGAGGAAGAGAUCUACAGGAUUGAUCAUUACUUGGGAAAGCAGACAGUUGCACAGAUUCUGCCUUUUCGACGACAGAACAGAAGGCAUCUAGAUCCCAUAUGGAACCGAGACUAUGUGGAGCGAGUAGAGAUUGUUCUAAAAGAAACUGUUGAUGCAAAAGCACGCACAAGCUUUUACGAGGAAUACGGUGUCAUCCGAGAUGUCAUCCAGAAUCACCUAACCGAAAUCUUGACAUCUUUAUCUAUGGAGCUACCCCUCAAUUACAGCAAGUCAUAUGAUGUCCUAAAAGCAAAACUUGAGGUAAUGAAUUCUCUUCUAAGCCUUGAUCAUCGCAGCGCUGUCGUUGGGCAGUAUCAGAACUAUCUUACACAGGUCAGAGAGGAGCUGGAAAAAAAAUCAGAUUUCUUCACAAACACACAAACCUUUGCAGGUGUGUUGGUUCAAAUAGAUAACACUCGAUGGGAAGGUGUUCCAUUCAUUUUAACAUCAGGAAAAGCCCUGGAUGAGAGAACGGCAUAUGUUCGGGUUCUGUUCAAAGACAAUUCCUUUUGUCUUCAGAAAGAGGUUAACAGGGAGACAGGGAAAACAUCUUGUAAAAGAAAGCAGAUUAUUUUUCACAUUGGGCAUGGGGAUUUAGGAUUCCCCGCUAUUUUAGUUAGCCGUGGACUUUUUAAACCAAAGUUUUCUUCAAGUCAAUGGCAAGAGGCGACAGAGCUUACAUCCCUCCAUUUGUUUGGGCAGCCUCUGACUGAUUAUUAUGUGUACCGUCCUGUUCAAGAGAUGGAUGCAUACUCCUUAUUGAUUUCUAAUAUAUUCUAUGGAAAGAAGGAAACUUUUGUAACAACAAAGAAUUUAUUGUCUUCUUGGAAAUUCUGGACUCCACUUCUGGAAAUUCUGGAUAGAGAGUCACCUAGGGUGUACCUGGGAGGCACAGAAAAUGAUCAGUUGCUCGACUUUGUGAUAGAGAGUGGUGGAUUGCAGUUUGCAGCAGUUGAGCCAUUGGAAAUAAUGGGAAUGGAGCAAAAGACAAACAGUUUUGCUUCUAUUCAUUCAACCUUUCUUGGCAAUUCAAUGGUGUCAAACUGGGCUGAACAACUGAUAGAGAAACUGGCACGGGAUAUACAGCUGGCAGCUGAAUCUGCUGUGCAGCAUUCAGGAGUCUUUCACCUUGCUCUCUCUGGUGGUUCCACCCCCUUGGCUUUGUUUCAGAGGUUAUCUAAGCAUCACCAUGGUUUCCCAUGGAAGCGCACCCACUUAUGGCUUGUUGAUGAGCGUUGUGUACCUUUCACAGAGCCAGACUCUAAUUUUGGAAAUAUUGAAAAAUACCUUUUGCAGCAUGUGAGAGUACCUUAUAUAAAUAUUCAUCCCAUGCCCGUGGACAGAAACCAAAGAAUAUGCUCAGAGGAAGACCUUGGCACGGAGGUGUAUGCUAAAGAGAUUUCUUCUCAUGUUAGCAAUUCCAGCUUUGAUAUGGUGCUCCUGGGCUUGGGCAAUGAUGGUCACACAGCCUCCAUAUUUCCAGGGGCACAGGAUGGGAUUGAAGGACAUAAAUUUGUGUUGUUUACAGAAAGUCCCGGGAAACCUCACCGGAGGAUGAGCUUAAGCCUCUCUCUGAUCAACAAAGCUCGUGAGAUUGCGGUGCUAGUUCUGGGGAAAGGCAAACAUGACAUUAUUACACUAAUAAGCCGUGCGGAAAGGAGCCCUAUCAAAUGGCCAAUCUUUGGCGUUAAUCCUACAUUUGGAAAACUGGUGUGGUACAUAGAUUACGAUGCUCUGCUGAAGUAAAUUGUUUCAAGCUGGUCCACCUAAGUGCCUAUUCUGUGCCCUACCAGAAAGAUUUGUUAUGUGAAAGUAGAUGUACUGGCCAAAAACCAAUUUGCUCAUGAUGAUUUUUUUUUUUUUAGGUCAUUUUUCAGAAAAUACAAAUAACAAACUAUCUAUAAGGUGAUAAAAUAAAAAAAACAUUUGACAGCAGGGAAACCCUGAUUAUGCCAGAUAAUUCAAAAUUCCAUUAAAUCAGCUUUGCCACAGAACCUUCAUUGACGUAUAUAUAUCCUGGUGUUCUGAUCUGACCACAUUCAGAAAGAAUACACAUAGACCAGCAUUUACCUGUAUCGUACAAGUUUCUCCAUUAAACUGGUUAAUAUAUUUACAAAGAGGAUUCUGAACUUUGUUUCACAGUCUAUUGACAUACAAUGUUUAGAGGAGAUUCCAAACAAGUGCAGCUGCGUGCAUGUUAAAAAUACGCAUUUGUCCUGAAUAUGCCUUCCAAAAUCACUUGUACAAGAGGAAAACAUUCCUGAAUUUUAGUACCUCAAGUACCGAUUUUUGAUGAAAUCAUGGUGAUUCCAAGUGGCUUGUACCUAUUAGUGAUAGAUCUAUAUUUAUAUUGUCCUUGCAUCUCUAUAAUGGGCUAAUCUCAAAUAUGGUUUUUCAUUCUUCCUUUAGUUACUGCCAAUAUUUUUACUUUUCAGAUUAAUAAAACCCAUUUCCAUGACUACCUACAGUAUAAACGCUGCCACUGAAAAACUGACAGAUCGUAGGUACUUAAACAUUUUCUGAAAUAGCCAUAACUAUAGCUUUUCUGAAAUACUGAUAUGUUUCCACACAUUUAUGGCCAAAGUUGAGUGUUGGUUUCGCUUCUCUCCACCUGUGUUUUGUAGGCAGAGAGAAGGGUGUCAGCUGUCUACCACAGCAUUGUGUAUCUGCACUGACAGGCACACCUUCGACCUGAGUGCAGCUACAUGGAACAGAGAUUAGCCCGAAUAUGCCUGUUUUUGCAUUUUUUGGGCCUAUCUCCACUCUGUAUAUCUGCACUCUGGCCUAAGCUAAAUGGAGUUGCUAAAGAGAGUGUUCCACUUCUAUAUGCAUGCCUACAAAACGCAGACAGAGAGAAGCGGAGCCAAUGCUUUGGCCUAAAGCUGGCCAUACACGCACCGAUAAUAUUGUACGAAACCUCGUUUUGUACGAUAUUCGGUGCGUUUAUGGCAACUCGGCGAGGCGACCGAUAUCACAGGAGGUUGCUGAUAUCGGCCAACUCACCGACCGGGCGGGUUAGAAGAUUUUGAUCGGGCACCAUUGAAAGGCGCCCAAGCAAAAUCUAUGUUCUGAAUUGGCAGUAGGAGGUAGAAAUCCCAUUGUUUCUACCUCCAUAUCUGACGAUUCAGCCCUGAACGUCAGUGGAAAAAAAUCGCCACGUGUGUGGCCACCAUAAGGGAACAAUUCGUGUAGAUAAAAAAGGAGCUUGUUUAUCUGCAGGAUUUGUUGUCUUAUUAUGUGUGGAAUGCUUUCCAGUGCUUAAAUAUGGUGUAAUCAGUAACAAAAUUUUUCCACUUUUGUAAUGUUAAAUGUGGCCAUAGCAGGCUUAUACAGCACAUGGCUGAAAUAAAGUGAAGGCUUAAUCAUCAAAUGAUAUCUGCAGAUGAAAUGCUUAUUGCAAUAUGCAUUCUGUGAAAAGAGACAAUGUGCAUUCUGUGAAAAGACACAUUUUUGUCUCGUAUGUAAAGAUUUUUAAACAGGGAAAAUAGUUGAAUAGACUUGAUAAAAUGUGAUAACAAACUGUCUGUUAAACAAUAAGGGCAAUAACACACUAGGCGACUAGUUGACCGCAUUAGAUCUUCUCGAGGGCAGGUGACUAAUCUUCUGCAUAUCUACCUGCCGGAAAUAAUGUGAUUGGCCGAGGGGGGAAUAUACACGUCGCUUGGGCUUUGCGAAGUAGCCUGUAGAUGCCUCUUGAGGAAACUUGGUGCCAUUCAGAUAUGCAAACUAGGCAGCUGUAUUGGGCUCACGGACAGGAGCCCUGUACUUACUACUUGUUUGAUUUAAAUUCUUACUACUUGUUUGAUUUAAAUUCUAAACUGGAAAGAUACAGAACGAAAAAAAGUUAAAUAAUCAAAAACCAUAAAGAAGCACAAACAAAGAAACUACAAAUAUUGUUUAUGUCAUUGUGGGGUACUAAAACAUAAUUUCAAUUCACCCCUAUUAUUGGAUGACAAACUUUAUUGUACUGGCUUCCCCAAUACAUAGAAAGCAUUGGGCAGCCCUGAUUUAGAUAUAAUUGUGUACUGUAUAUUACAGGAUUUCAUUAGAAGGAGUUUAUUGGCUUUCACUGUUUUGACAUAACAGAGCAAGCGGGCAAAUAUAGAUAUUUUUGAUGACUUUGUUGUAAACACUGUAAUUUUUCUCCAUUUGUCCAAUUUAAUAAAGAACAUUUGUCAAAUUAC
Xenopus tropicalis (tropical clawed frog) is the source of this 5096-nucleotide messenger RNA. The record is from RefSeq and is a predicted model, not a curated record. NCBI's taxonomy places the organism in Eukaryota, Metazoa, Chordata, Amphibia, Anura, Pipidae.